UUGCGCCCUAGGCACCAAACAUGAUGCCAUGAAGAAUAUAAAUUUAAAUCAUGCUUUCUCCGCUGAAGCACCCGCGAAUUGCCCAUUAUGCCCCUCUCAAGACCCAAACGACACCGUUUUACUGUGCCGACAUUCCCUAGCCAAUGUGAUCGCCCAUUCGGAUAUCCCAACAACUACGCCCACGCAAGCCGAAACCAAAACCGCGCUCUCAGAUUCGCCGAUCGACGGCCCGUCGGUGACGGCGACUGAACUACCACCACCAUCUCCGAUGGGCUUCGCCGGAGGCACUAGGAAUGGAGACUCUGAAUCGUCAACGCUCCUCCCGGCGCCAGUCCUGCCCAACAAGAAGAUCCCAGAAGACUCCUACCACUUGGCGUACAUCGUCUACUUCACGCUCGGCGCCGGUUUCCUCCUCCCCUGGAACGCCUUCAUCACCGCCGUCGACUACUUCAGCUACCUCUACCCUGAUGCCAGCGUCGACCGCGUCUUCGCCGUCGUCUACAUGCUGGUGGGCCUCCUCUUUCUCCUCCUCAUCAUCGCCUACGCCUACAAGUCCGACGUCGUCGUACGCAUUAACGCUGGCCUCGCCCUCUUCGUCCUCGCCCUUCUCGUCGUCCCCGUCCUCGAUGCCGUCUACAUCAAGGGCCGUACCGGCAUAUACUCCGGCUUCUACGUCACCGUCGCCGCCGUCGGGCUUUCCGGCAUGGCCGACGCGCUCGUCCAGGGCGGCAUCAUUGGCUCGGCCGGCGAACUCCCGGAGAGGUAUAUGCAGGCCGUGGUCUCCGGCACUGCCGCUUCGGGUGUCCUUGUUUCGUUUUUAAGAAUUUUAACCAAAGCUGUCUAUCCCCAAAAUCCUCACGGGCUGAGAAAGAGUGCAAAUCUCUAUUUUUCUGUUAGCAUUGUGAUUAUGGGCAUAUGCAUUGUUUUCUACAAUGCGGUGCAUAGACUGCCAGUUAUCAAGUAUUACAAUGAUCUGAAAAUGCAAGCUGUAAAUGAGGAGAGAGAAGAGAGAGGUGAAAUGACAGGGUGUCUAUGGAGAUCAACCUUGUGGAGCAUAGUAGGGAGGGUCAAGUGGUACGGGUUUGGGAUUGCCUUGAUAUAUGUUGUGACGUUGUCUAUAUUUCCGGGUUAUGUUACAGAGGAUGUGCACUCUGCGAUUCUGAAGGAUUGGUAUUCCAUCCUACUUAUCACUGCCUACAAUGUGUUUGAUCUGUUUGGCAAGUCGCUCACCGCAGUCUAUCUCCUUGAAAAUUCAAAGAUUGCCAUUGGGGCAUCUGUGGCCAGAUUGCUGUUUUAUCCUCUCUUCUUGGGUUGCUUGCAUGGUCCCAAAUUCUUCCGGACAGAGAUUCCUGUGACCCUGCUAACUUGCCUUUUAGGACUCACUAAUGGAUAUUUUACGAGCGUGCUGAUGAUUUUGGCUCCCAAAGCAGUUCAACUGCAGCAAGCAGAGAUUGCAGGAAUUGUGGUUGUGUUGUUCCUGAUCAUUGGCCUGGCUGCUGGUUCCAUCGUAGCUUGGUUUUGGGUCAUCUGACAUUGUAGCAGUUAACCCUUCUGGGUCUCCAUCUUCUUGGAUCCCAUUGCCCCGCUAUUAUCUGCACUCUGAAAAGCAUUGUAAACUCAACUGUUGAUAAUAUUGCUUUUUUUUUUUUUU
Malania oleifera is the source of this 1651-nucleotide messenger RNA. Its product is annotated as equilibrative nucleotide transporter 1. NCBI's taxonomy places the organism in Eukaryota, Viridiplantae, Streptophyta, Magnoliopsida, Santalales, Ximeniaceae. Bases 29 to 1531 code for a protein of 500 amino acids. Gene Ontology annotation, molecular function: nucleoside transmembrane transporter activity. Gene Ontology annotation, cellular component: plasma membrane. Gene Ontology annotation, biological process: nucleoside transmembrane transport. The record is from RefSeq and is a predicted model, not a curated record. The transcript has 2 exons.